AUGCGCCCUGGUCUCUUUGCCCCCGCUCUUGCGCUCGCCGCCGCGACGUCGCCCAACGAGUGGCACCCGUGCCCACUCUACUCGGACGUGGGCACCGCGGCCGAACACAAGCAGUACGAAGCGUCGUACAACUUUACGGCCGAGUGCAUUGAAAUGUCGGCCCCGGUCUGCUACCCCGGCGUGUGCGAAGGCUCCAAGACGCUGACGCUCUUUCUCAAGCGCAUCCCUGCCACGCACCCGACGACGCCGGCCAAGGCCGUGUGGCUCAUGCAAGGCGGUCCCGGUGCAGCGUCCGAUGCGAUGGAGCCGUCCAUGGCGCAGAUCUACGAAGCCGCCAACGGCACCAUUAGCCUGUACACGAUGGACCACCGCGGCGUCGGGCGCAGCUCGCCCUUGUCGGCCAUCUGCCCUGAUGUGGCAAUGGCCGAGAUCGAGACGCUUGACGUGGCGCACACCAAGUGCUUCAAGAAGCUCAAGGCCAAGUACGGGCCCAACGCUGCCAAGGGCUUCUCGGUCACGAGCGCGGCCACGGACCUUGCGACAAUCAUCCAGAGCCCACUCCUCGCGGCCUCGGACGUCUUCGUCUACGGCGUGAGCUACGGCACGUACCUCACCGAGCGCCUCAUGCACCUCGCGCCCAAGAACGUCAAGGGCUACAUCCUCGACAGUAUGCUGGCUGAGAGCCCGUUGAGCACGUACAGCGACUGGGACCGCGACGUUGCGCACGUUGGUACGUGGACCCUACCCCUCUUCUACCCAAGGGACUCAUGCGUUUUUUUCGGUUGUAGAAAAGGAGUACUAUCAUUUCUGCGACAAGGACCCAGUGUGCGCCUCGACGCGAACGACACGGCGUGUGCCCAAACGAUUUAUGCGGCCAAGGGAACUCCGUCCGAUUUUGUGGGAUCGACGCUUGCCGGCAUGUUGACCAACUACAACCAGCGCAACUUGAUUCCUGCGAUUCUCUACCGCCUCGCCAAGUGCGUUGUCGACGUCGAGAGCGAAGCUACGUUCCUGACCGGUCUUCUCGGCCUUGCCUCGGAGGCCGACGAGACGGAAGGGCGCGAUGACAUUGUCCCCGGCGACGCUGAGACGGGCGAGUCGGUUAGCGACGACAUUCUCUACAGCAACAUUGUCUUCAACGAGAUCUGGGAGUCGCCGUCGCCGUCGGUCGAGCGCCUCGAGAAGGACUCGUCCAAGCUCACGUGGCGAAGCAGCGACAAGAUCUCGACGCUUCUCAAGGUCGGCAAGUACUGCCUCUACACGGGCGGCAAGGACGCCGUGUGCAAGCAGUUUGAAAUCGCAGCGGGCUCCGAGUCGUUUGCAUACGCCCAUGACCAGUACUGGAACAAGACGGCGGCGGUUCCGGUCGGCGCGAGUGCCCUCUUGCUCUCGGGCGGCAUUGACGUCCAGACGAUCCCCAAGUAUGCCGUGGCCCAGAAUGCGUCCAUGGCCGGUGACAAGAAGCUCCUUUUGCAGUUCCCGUUUGGCGGCCACAGCAUCAUCUCCACGACCAACACCGACCCCAAGGACCCGACCAAGAACUGCGGCAUGGACAUCCUCAACAUGUACCUCCAGUCGGGCGGCAACCUCAAGGCCAUCAAGACCGACUGUAUGGAAAACGUCCAGCCCCUCGAUUUCACACUCAUCCACGACGAGGCCAAGGCCCUCGAGCUCUUUGGCAACACGACCGACCUCUUUGGCGAUGAAGAGCGCCGUGUGCGGGCGGCCGUGCAGAGCGAAAUCGCCAAGGCAGACGCCAAGCACAGCACCGAGAUGAUUGCGCUCACCGGCGGCUUGGUCGCGUGCGUGCUUGCCGUCAUGGGCAUGGCUCUGUACGUCAAGAAGCAGCAGCGCGCACUGGCCAAGGACAGUACGGCGGCGGUCGAGUCAGAAGUCAAGGACGCCAAGGAAGAUGGUGCGAAGGAGGAGUCUGCCUCGGACGACGCCACGGUCGCCCAGGUCUAA
Molecule: messenger RNA, 1965 nt
Organism: Saprolegnia parasitica CBS 223.65
Lineage: Eukaryota; Oomycota; Saprolegniomycetes; Saprolegniales; Saprolegniaceae
Exons: 5
Coding region: 1-1965 (654 amino acids)
Source: RefSeq, a predicted model, not a curated record